Trichomycterus rosablanca is the source of this 1216-nucleotide messenger RNA. RefSeq names its product transmembrane protein 243, mitochondrial b (gene tmem243b). The coding region runs from base 317 to 697 and encodes 126 amino acids. Lineage: Eukaryota; Metazoa; Chordata; Actinopteri; Siluriformes; Trichomycteridae. The transcript is spliced from 6 exons. The record is from RefSeq and is a predicted model, not a curated record.
AUCAAGUCAUAAGGAUCAUAAGGCUUUAAAAUUGUAAUCUUAAAAUAACACAUAAAACCUAAUUUGCAUAAAAUUUUGAUAUAUUGGGUAGUGUAUGCUGUUUGAGGCUUUGGCUUCAGAAUGAUUAUCACGUGGGCCUUUUUGGAGCACCAUAAAUAAAUAUCAACAACAAAAUGCUCUGCUGCACAUCUUAAGGGAGCUUGUAUUGACCCUGACAGCUUCUGCAGAAGACAGAAGGGAGCAUGAGGCACAUGCAUCGAUUCUGAUGGGGGAACUGUUGCUAGAAAGUAGGAGUACCGAAUAAACUGAUCUGGCAAUGGACGACUUUACAACACGUACUUAUGGCACAAGUGGCCUGGACAACAGACCUCUGUUUGGGGAUACGUCAGCAAGGGAUCGGAUAAUCAAUUUAGUUGUUGGUGGACUUGCUGUUUUGCUAGUCAUAGUGACUAUUAUUAGCUCCUUUGUCUUCCCCUCCUUGCCACCCAAGCCACUAAACAUUUUCUUCGCGGUCUGUAUCCUGCUUAUGUGUGGCUCAGUCAUAGUUCUGAUUUUCUGGUAUCGACAGGGAGAUCUGGAGCCCAAGUUUCGCAAACUGAUUUAUUACAAGCUCUGUUCAGUCGUCCUUCUAUGUAUUUGUGCCAACUUGUACUUCCACGAUGUGGGACGUAACAUAAAGGGUGAUGCCUUAUCAUAAGAAAAUGAAAUACCUUUCCCCAGUGGAGGAGAAUUUUGACCCAUGCAGGUCGUUCGCAACCUCCACACACAUAUCCAGUGUUUUCAACGGACAGUUCUGACCUGAAAACUGGAUUUAAAAUGGGCAAAAUAUUUCUUCUAGUAGCCUUCUUUGAGGUCAGGCCAGUCUGCCUAUCGAGGCCUUUUAAGUGGACCAACAGUAUCACACAUGCAAACGUACGCACUGUGAGUGUACCACACUAGCUUGUAUUGCUAUAUAUGCCAAUGUAACUGUGAGAGUUAGCUCACGAUUAAGCCAUAGUUAUGCUGCAUUAUGCAUUUUAUAUUUCUGUAUGUUCUAUCGAAGUACAUUUCUGAUGCAAUCUUGAUGUCAUAGCACUUACCAAAACAGAAAGUGGUAGAGUGUCACUGACUGCCUGGGUUUUCACUCCAAUUUUAGAAAUUACUGCACACUAUGUCAUUUAAUAUAUUAAAGGUGAAGGAUUGUUUUAUGUAAGAAAUAAACCCUUAUUCCCAGGUU